GAAGCCAAAUGAAGGUCUAAGAAAGAACAAAUUCGUAUGGCUCUAAUUUUCUCACACUUUCCCUUUUCUCUCCCCUCAAAAACAUCACCAUUUUGCCAGACUUCUCUUCUAUCAUUACCCAAUUUCAGAUUUCCUACAUCAACUCUUACUCGUUGUUGUGUAGGAUCGUCAUCAAUGAACAGUGAUGGACGGCCAGGAUUCAAGGACUUCCCUUACGCAUCACCACCUAUCAAAGAUCUGAUGAUUGAUUUGAUAUCAACGGUUGAGAAUCGCCUUGAUUCAUUGCUACUACCAUGUACACUUCCACAGGAUGUUCAGUACUUAGAAAACCAAUGUGGGACCGCCCAUGCUUCUCUUCUUCUUCGCUCUGGUGCUCCUUCUUCUUCGAUUGACUUCAUACUAAGUUCUUGGUUACAUUGUGAACUACCAACAGGAGCAGCUUUAAACAUCACAAGUUUAUCAUCUUACAUGAACAACUCAACCGAUGCACCCCACUUGGUGAUUGAGUUCAUCCAAAGUAGUCCCACAUCUUUGGUUCUAAUCCUCGAUUUACCUCCUCGAAAGGACCUGAUCCUUCACCCUGAAUACCUGAAGACAUUUUAUGAAGAUACAGAACUAGAGAAGCAAAGGCAGGUCCUUGACAAAAUCUCUGAAGCUCAACCUUAUGUCUCCCCGUCCCUUUACAUUCGUUCCGUCUUCUCUCCUACUGCAGUUGUGCUUCGUGUAGACACUUCCUCAAGUGGAGGAGACAGGUUGGAGCAGAUUCUGAGGGACGAUGUUAGUAAUGUGGCACAAGAGGUGUUGAACAUAUGGUUAAGCUUAUGCGCAUUAGACGAAAAACGAGAUGUUGGAGAUGAUGAGAAGGCUUGUUUGAAGAAGAGGGAUAGCUUGUUUAAGAGUAAGGGUAUUGAGACUGAUAUUGGAUCUAGCUUGCCUAGGAUGUUCGGUCAAGAAAAAGCUGACCGUGUUUUAGAAGUUCUACAAGCUGUUUUGUAGUCACCGUAAAUCAAGAAAGGUUUGUUUGUAAUCAAUUGAGCACAGACAUUGUAUUGAUAACUUUUUUCUAGGAUUA
Messenger RNA from Chenopodium quinoa (quinoa), 1072 nucleotides. RefSeq names its product red chlorophyll catabolite reductase-like. Gene Ontology annotation, biological process: chlorophyll catabolic process. Gene Ontology annotation, cellular component: chloroplast. The record is from RefSeq and is a predicted model, not a curated record. The coding region runs from base 37 to 996 and encodes 319 amino acids. Gene Ontology annotation, molecular function: red chlorophyll catabolite reductase activity. Lineage: Eukaryota; Viridiplantae; Streptophyta; Magnoliopsida; Caryophyllales; Amaranthaceae. The transcript is spliced from 2 exons.